This is a messenger RNA of Camellia sinensis, 849 nucleotides long. The record is from RefSeq and is a predicted model, not a curated record. NCBI's taxonomy places the organism in Eukaryota, Viridiplantae, Streptophyta, Magnoliopsida, Ericales, Theaceae.
AUGGAUUGCCAAGGCAAAGAGGAGGAGGUAGUGAGCAGAAUAGUGGAGCUGGAAGAGAAGGACUUGAGUAGAAUUGAAGAGGAACAAAGGGAGACUAAAAGAAGUUCUAUGGAUGAUAAUUUUGUGAAAACAAUCUGGCUUUAUGAAGAAGUUGAAUUUAUGGUGGUUGACUUUGAGGGUAGUGCAGGAGGCCUCAUAAGUAUUUGGAAGCCACAAGUCUUCAAGCUCAAGGAUUGUUGCAGUAGCAAAAAUUUCAUUAUUCUAUCAGGUAUGUCUACUAAUACUUUUCAGUGCACUCUGGUGAAUAUCUAUGCUCCUAAUGAGGUAAUAAAGAGGAGACAACUGUGGGAUUCUCUGGUGAGGAUCCAUCAACAUUUUCCAAAUCCGUGGUGUGUGGGAUGGGAUUUUAAUGAAAUUAGAUACAUGGGUGAGAGGAAAGGUUGUUCAUCUAGAGAAAGAGGGAUGAAGGAUUUUAAUGAGUUAGUGGAAAAAUUGGAAUUAACAGAUAUGCCUUUGCUAGGAAGGCAGUAUACUUGGUGCAAUGCUCUGGAUGAGAAUAGGUGGAGUAGGAUUGAUAGAUUCUUGUUAGACUUGAAGUGGAUGGAAAAGUUUUCUUUUAAACAAUGGGGUCUACCUAGGUCAAUAUCUAACCACUGCCCAAUCUUGAUUAAGGAGGAUGAUAGGGAUUGGGGUCCAAAACCUUUUAAAUUUAUAAAUGGCUGGUUAUCUCAUAAAUCAUUCAUGUCAGAAGUCAAAAAGAGGUGGGAGGAAGCUCAAGUUCAAGGGUGGGCUGGGUUUAGAGUGAUGAAAAAACUGAAUAUGCUUAGGAGUGGGGAUAGGCCUGUUUAG